AUGCCGCUGUUUGAUCUGUUGUUCAGUGCAAGACUGGAAGGUGUCAGGGAAUUGCUGCCUUCUGGUGAAGACUUCCGAUGGUACAUUAAGGUUAAAUGUACUAACUGCAUGGAGGAGCACGAAAACGUUGUCUAUGUAUGCGCACUAGAGCAGGAACCAAUUAAGGGUUCCAGAGGUUUAACCAACCUAAAAUUGAAAUGCAAAUUUUGUGGCCGUGAAAACUCUGCUGACAUCGUCGAGGGGAGUGUCAAGGCCUACCAUGAGGAAGAAUCGGAGAAAAUGAGGCCGAUUGUUCGUUUCGAAUGCCGUGGCCUUGAACCCCUGACCUUCUCUCCACGAGUUGGUUGGAGAGUUGUCUCCAGUUCAAACUCCGCCACUGUCUUCGAUGAUGUCGACCUGGGACAAGGGGAGUGGGCAGACUACGACGAAGCCGGUGACCAGUGCGUGGAGAUAUUCGACGUGACCUCGGAAUUCUGCAAGGUGGCGUCCGCACCUCACAAGUAA
Molecule: messenger RNA, 504 nt
Organism: Mesocestoides corti
Lineage: Eukaryota; Metazoa; Platyhelminthes; Cestoda; Cyclophyllidea; Mesocestoididae
Source: the annotation of a GenBank genome assembly